AAAUUCUCUUGGCAAAGUUAAGUAUUUUUAUUUAAUUUGUUGCUCCUCCUCGUAUAACAAGGGCUUCUUGUUUUAAUAAUUUGCUUGUAAACAACAUAUUACAUCAUGAAGUGCUAUUACGAAGAACUUGGUGUUGCUCGCGACGCCACCGACGGAGACAUCAAAACUGCAUACAGAAAACUAGCCCUCCGCUGGCAUCCCGAUAAAAAUCUCAAUAAUUUAGAAGAAGCUAAAGAAAAAUUUCAAACCCUCCAACAAGCCUAUGAAGUGUUGUCAGAUCAACAUGAACGCGCUUGGUAUGACAAUCAUCGGGAACAAAUUCUGCGUGGCAAGAAUUCCGAAUACGAAGAGAAUUGCUUGGAUUUGUUUCAAUAUUUCACUGUGUCAUGUUUCAAAGGGUAUGGCGAUGAUGACAAAGGUUUCUAUAAAACUUAUGCUGAGGUAUUUGAGAAACUCUCAGCGGAAGAUGCUGAAUUUAUGGAUGACGAAGAAGAAAUUGAGAAUAUUCCGAAAUUUGGUGAUUCGACAAGUAGUUAUGAAGAAGUUGUGGGGCCAUUUUAUGCUUAUUGGCAGAGUUACUGCACGAAAAAGACAUACACUUGGUUGUGUCCACAUGACAUUACCGGAAUUAAAGACAGAAGAGUUUUGAGAUACAUUGAAAAAGACAUGAAGAAGAUUGUCCAACAGGCAAAGAGGGAAAGGAAUGAAGAGGUAAGGAACCUUGUAUCAUUCAUUCGGAAGAGAGACAAACGUGUCCAAGCCAACAAGAAGCUCCUGGAAGAAAAGGCUGCUUUAAAUCGCCAAAAACAGGAACAAAACCGAAUCGAACAGAUUCGUAAACGAAACCGUGAGCUAGAAGAGAUGCGUAAAGCCAAUGCCAAUGUUUUCAAUGAAGGUUUCGAGGAACAAUUGAAACAACUCGAACAGGAAUACGAUGGAGAGGUGGACUCUGAUGAGGAAUCUGAUGAUUCCAACUCUGAUCCUGAAGAACAGGCUGACUUUGUCGAUGAUCUUUAUUGCGUCGCAUGCAAUAGGGCGUUUUCCAAUGAAAAUGCCUUCAUAAAUCAUGAAACUAGCAAAAAACACAAAGACAAUAUUGAAAGACUAGUUCGGGAGAUGAAGGAAGAGGAAAAGUCUAUGGAAGACUCUAAAAAUCAAAAGAAGAAGAUUCAAAUAGUUGAAUUAGAGGAUUUAGAUGAUCUCGAUUGUGACUAUGAUGAUAUGUCUGACGAUGUCAAUGAUAUUCCCAGUGACUUGGACGAUAUGGAUGAUGAAGUCUUGGAGUCGGAGUUAUAUGAUGAGCUGAAUGAUUUGGAGCUUGAAGAGCAGGAAGAGGAAGGGAGUGACAAGGAAGAAGUUGUCAUUGCAAUCAAGAAGCCCAAAAGUAAGAAGAAUAAAAAAGCUAAAAAGGCUCCUAAAGUUGAUGACGAGGAUUUCGAUGAGGAAGAAGUCGAGACUCUUGAAGUGCUGGAACCUAAAAUCGAAGAUAAGGAAAAGGAAGUUGAUGAAAGCGAUGAUGAUUGGGCUAAAGGUGGCAAGAAAUCAGCCAAGAAAUCCAAGAAUAAAAAAGCACAAAAGAAAUCUACACCUACUACAGAAGCUACUGCACAAUCACUGCCACAAGUGGUCAAAGAAACUCUCAAAGAAUCGUCAACCAAUCAAGAUGAUGAUCCUUCUUGUGAUACCAUCCAUAGUUGCGUUACUUGCAAGUCAACUUUCCCCUCAAAAAAUAAACUUUUUGCCCAUUUGAAAAAGACCAAUCACGGCGUGUAUAUUCCUAAAGCCAAACCACAAACAGCAGCUGCUGAAUCACAAACAACUAAAAAAUCUAAAGGAAAACGAAAGUAACGUUUUUUCUUUUUGAAUUCAGUAAAUAAAUUAAGUUAUUUUCUUUAUUUUAAACAUUUUUUGUGAUUUUUUUGAUUUAUUAUAAAAAAUAAUAAGCACGUUGUUUAUUACAAAUCCUAAGCUGUAUAUCCUUACAAUAAAACUAAGUUACAAAUAUUUGUUGUAAAUUAUUGUAAAAAAAAUAAAAUUAAAAAUAAUAAAAUCAACAAAAGAAAAUAAACAAUA
Molecule: messenger RNA, 2073 nt
Organism: Episyrphus balteatus (marmalade hoverfly)
Lineage: Eukaryota; Metazoa; Arthropoda; Insecta; Diptera; Syrphidae
Product: dnaJ homolog subfamily C member 21
Exons: 2
Coding region: 106-1848 (580 amino acids)
Cellular component (GO): cytoplasm
Molecular function (GO): nucleic acid binding; zinc ion binding
Source: RefSeq, a predicted model, not a curated record